Aspergillus alliaceus is the source of this 1437-nucleotide messenger RNA. RefSeq names its product tRNA-ribosyltransferase family protein. The transcript has 3 exons. The record is from RefSeq and is a predicted model, not a curated record. NCBI's taxonomy places the organism in Eukaryota, Fungi, Ascomycota, Eurotiomycetes, Eurotiales, Aspergillaceae. The coding region runs from base 1 to 1437 and encodes 478 amino acids. Gene Ontology annotation, molecular function: tRNA-guanosine(34) queuine transglycosylase activity.
AUGGGUCAUGAUACUUCACAAAGGCCUCCUAAUGACAUGGUCAAUUUCAAUAUCUUAAAUUCUGCUGCUGCCUCAACCCUAGCACCGCGAUUGGGCAAGCUGGCAAUUGCGGGCAGAAAUGCGAUUGCUACGCCGCACUACAUCCCAUUGACGUCGCGGGGAGCUCUCCCCCAUGUCGCGCACGAUGUCAUGCGCGAGCAGACUGCUAUUAGCGGUUUGUACUUUGGUCUAGAAGAUUUCAUAGAAAAGCUACAGAAGAAAGCAUGCCCUCCAGUUUACAAUACCCCAGCCGCUCCGAAUGAAUCGCCUCUACGCAACUUUGUUUGUCUCCCUGAAGAUCCUGUGGUGGUUUUGGGUCCACGUCGAGUGCCUCCGCUCCCGUGUCCCCCUUCGAAUACGCCCAACUCGGUUGCUGUGCUCACCACGGUAGGCUUCGGACAACUGGAGGCUGGUCAGUAUGUCGAAGCUGUACAAAAGAUGCGUCCGGAUAUUGUAGUUGGACUGGCAGAUUUGGUCCUAACCCAUCAGCCCGGGUUAAAGAGACAAGGGAAGAUGGUCGAUAGGACUCAUGCAUUCACCACGUAUUCGACGGAGCAGCUCUAUGGGAGCGCGGUCCUAGGCAGAAAUCGCUCGAAAACGGCUUACUUUGCGCCCUUACUGCCGUUAGAUAAUACCCAGCAGACACUGUACUUGGAGGACUUGGAAGAGGAUCUUCGGCAGUACAUUUCCGGACUUGCUUUAUAUGAGUCGGCAUCACUAUCUAUCGUUCCUGAGUCUCUGGGGGAUCUUCCACGACUACUCUUCAGCAAGCCAGCUACGCCACAUGACAUCUUACGAGAGGUCUCUCUUGGUGCUGAUCUUCUUACAAUCCCCUUCUUGGGUGUCUCUUCGGAUGCCGGCAUAGCCUUGGACUUUGUCUUUCCGCCGCCAUCCGAUGCCAGUGAUACAUCUGUCGCAGAACUUAAACCGCUAGCCCUCGACCUAUGGGCAACUACUUUCACAACAGACACAUCACCGCUCCAUAAAAAAUGCCAGUGCUAUACCUGCCGAAAUCAUCAUCGCGCUUAUAUACACCAUCUUCUCGCGGCAAAGGAAAUGCUGGCUUGGACCCUUCUCCAGCUCCAUAAUCUCCACACGAUGGACAAUUUCUUCGCCAAUAUCAGAAAAAGUAUUCAACAGGGUACUUUUGAGUCCGAUGUUGAAAGAUUUCACCGGGUCUACGACCCUCAGCUACCUGAACAAACAGGCCAGGGCCCACGUGUCCGUGGCUACCAAUCUCCUAGCAGAGGACCAAAUGAACCACGCCGCAACCCUCGCGCAUAUGGUCGUUUGGACGAUGCGAUAGAUAAGUUCGCCGAAUCGCAAUCGUCAAUCGCCACCCCGGACACCGGAGCCGAGGGGCUCGAGGAACAUGGGUUUGCCCAGAAGCUAUCUUAA